GAAACCAUCUGCACCAUUUCAACUUGUUAUUCUAACAGUCAGUGCCUGUUUGAGGAAGAGGACAGAGGCACGUCAAUGCUCAGCUCAGUUUUGAUACGAAGUAGAUAUUCUGAGAGGGGACUAUGAGUCGGGGAUCUAAGUCUAAAGGAGUUCAGGAGUACAGUCCCAGCUCUCUGCUGAGCCCACAGGAGAAUGAGAGGCUGGAAGACCUGCUGGGGAGGAGGUGUGCUUCCCUGUCCACUACCGUAGCACAGCUGUACAUGGCCCUGCCCCACAGUCCCACCUGCUGGAGCCUGCAGCAAACUGGGGUGGCCUGCUUCGUCAAGGACAACCAUCGCCGUUCCUACUUCAUACGCCUCUUCGAUGUCAAGAAAGGACAGCUGAUCUGGGAGCAGGAGCUCUAUAACCAAAUGGUCUAUCACUGUGCCCGGCCAUUCUUCCAUACCUUCGCUGCAGAUGACUGCCAAGUGGGGCUGAACUUUGCAGAUGAACAGGAGGCUGAAACCUUCCUUAGUGCAGUUGAUGAGAAGAUCAACCAGAGAAACCGUCAAGUGUCAGAGAAGAAACAUCGCCCCCUGCCUUCCAGUGACGGAGGGGGACGACCUCCACUUCCUGGUAAAGCAGGACCUGGCAGUCCCACUUCUCCCUCCAUGGUCACCAUGGACAUCCAGAACCCAGACAUCCAGGCUUCACGCUACCGCUCCGUCACACCUGUACCUGCCCCUGCCUUUGUCAGUAAGGGAAAGAAGGACAAGAAAAAGGACAAGAAGAAGAGCAGUAAACUCUCCAAAGCAGACAUUGGAGCACCCAGUGGGUUCAAACAUGUGAGUCAUGUGGGCUGGGACCCCAACAACCUGGACCCUGAUCUGAAGAAGCUGCUGUCCUGUGCUGGGAUCAGUGAGGCUGAGUUGAAGGAUGAGGAGACCUCCCAACUCAUCCAACAAGUCAUUGAGAACUCAGGCGGCAUGGAGGCAGUCAAAAAGGCCAUGAACACUGGUCCUGGGCCUCCUCACCCUCCGCCUGGUAGGCAGGGUCCUCCCCCAGUACCAGGGAGCUGUUCCUCCCCUCCUGCCCCUCCUCCUCCACGGGGAGGUCGCUCUGGCCCCCUGCCCCCUGUCCCAGGACAGCCAGGGCGUGGCCCGCCCCCCUCCCAGCCCCCUCCUUCACGUGGAGCCUUGCCACCUCCACCCCCGUUAGGCGGCCGAGGUGGACUCCCACCACCUCCACCCUCUGUGUCCCAUAGUUCUCUUCCACCUCCCCCUCCCCCUGGUCACCAUCUCUCCAUGCCUGCACAUCCUCCUCCUGCUCCAUCCACCCCCAGUCGAGGAGGCCCAGCACCUCCUCCUCCCCCGCCUCCCCCAGCCCAGAGCUCUGGAGACUUUCCUCCUCCCGCCUGUAAAGGUCCCCCACCACCUGCUCCUGCAUCUUCAGGUGGAGGUGGAGGUGGAGAUGAAGGUGGAGGUGGAAGAGGAGCUCUGCUGGAUCAGAUCCGCCUGGGAAGGAAGCUCAAAAACGUCACAGACAGUCCUGAGCCACCUCCGCCUGCCCAGGAAGACUCAGAGGGUAUCGUAGGAGCUCUGAUGAUGGUCAUGCAGAAGAGGAGUAAAGUCAUUCACUCCUCUGAUGAAGGUGAUGAAGAAGGAGGGUAUGAUGAUGAAGAUGAUGAUGAAUGGGACGACUGAUAAGUGCAUUCCGUACUGUAUAAUUUUCCACUCUGUAACCAUGGACUUCAAAGUUAGGUUGAUCCAGUUAGAUUUAGGCCUAGAUUAAGUCUGCAGCGCUGAAGAUCCAUGCUCUACCGCAGAUUUUUAUCUUACCGUGAAUGCUGGAACAAUGGAAAAUGUACACCUGAAGAAUGCUACAGAUAAGGAUUGUGUGAAAGGCCCAAAGGUUAAAUAAAUCAACAGAACGUAGGACAGAGAAGGUUAGAUGGGAUAACAUAUCUUUUUAUAUCUGUCGUUUGAACGUUUCCAGUGUAGGACUCAUGCUGAGUAUGUACAUUACAUUACAGUAUGUUGCUCAAUAUCAUUAUAAAAGAUGGUGAGGUCUUCUACACACAGUCUUCUUUCUACCUGUUCCCAUUCAAAUAUCUGAUAUUACUGGAAUGUAGUAUUAAAACUAAUAUUAUGCACACAUAUGAUUUCCCGUCCUAAUCUUCUACAUGUAGAUAUUGUGUGUUUUGUGCAAAUAUAAACAAACAUAGGUCACAAAGGCGUUAGAGAGCGCAAGAGUCACCACAAUUACACCAUCACAAAUGGUUUUAGUAGACAAAUACAUACAUCAUACCAUACAAUUACUAUCUCUCAAUGUUGAACAAUAAGAUGUACACAUUUCCAAACUGAAUAAAGAAUGCAAAGACAAA
Messenger RNA from Oncorhynchus nerka (sockeye salmon), 2362 nucleotides. Its product is annotated as actin nucleation-promoting factor WAS-like. NCBI's taxonomy places the organism in Eukaryota, Metazoa, Chordata, Actinopteri, Salmoniformes, Salmonidae. Gene Ontology annotation, biological process: actin filament organization. The record is from RefSeq and is a predicted model, not a curated record. Gene Ontology annotation, molecular function: actin binding.